CGUAUUGUGACGCAGUGACGCAGAGGCCUUGCGGCGGCGGCGGCGGCGGCCUAGUCUUGACGGCGCCAUUUUGCGAGGAGCGGACGCUCGGUCUGUGCGGCGCGGCGGCGGCGGCGGCGGCGGGGGGUUGGGGUUCGUGUUGGCGUUAACGUUAACGUUAACGCAGCUCCCUGGUCCCGGGGCGGAUCGCACCGCAUCGGAUAGAUUGGCCGUGCUCCAAUCCACCUUCCACAACCCCCUCGUGACCCAUGGCGGCGGAGAGCCGGGAUGAUAAAGAUGGUGAAGUCAAUGUUUUGGAUGAUAUCUUGACAGAAGCGCCUGAUCAAGAUGAUGAGCUUUAUAAUCCUGAAAGUGAACAAGACAUUAGUGAGAAGAAAGCAUCAAAAAGAAAAAAUGAAAAGGAGAGGGCUGACAGUGGUGAUGGGAAAAGGCAGAAAUCUUCCAGCCAUUCGGCACGGCAAGUUAGCAAACGAUCUUCCUGCCCUUCUGCAGGAGAUAACAUAAAGGCCUCCCUUUCAAAAGGUAGACAUCUGCCAGCCUUUAAGAAGGAUGAAUACCAGCGAUACGAACGAAGCAAAACUGCCAGCAGUGAGAGAAAGAACCAUGCGCCAGGUUCUCGGGAAUCGCAGAAAGAUCGAACUGAUAAAGUUGGGAGUAGAAGAAGAGAGUCUCUCAGAAAAAUGAAAUCAGCCACUCCUGAUCAGUCCGAAACAUACGGCAUGAAGACUUUGAGGAAUAUCGAAGACGGUGUUAAAAUGCAUCGAUCAGGCCAUUCAUCCAAAGAGGAAACUCAUUCCGAUUAUCAAUCAGAGGUUGAAAUUGAUUCUGAGGGAAACACCUCUUCUGAAGACCAUGACAAUCAGGAUGAGGCUGCAGACGAGAUUAGGCCCGAUGAAGAUGAUCCUGAGGAAGAGAAGGAGGGAGAGGAGGAGGAAGUAGAGGAGGAAGAAUAUGAACGGGAUAUGUCUGAGCAAGAUGAUUUCAGAGAGCGAGAUCCCAGAGAAAACAAGGAGGAGGGCCAUGAACAGGAUUAUGAUACAAGGAGCGAAGCCAGUGACUCUGACUCUGAGUCUGUCUCAUUUUCCGAUGGAGAGUCAGCCACAAGAUCUGGAACUGAUGCAUCAGACGAUGAGACAGAUAAAAAGGAGAAGAAAAAGCGAUCUAGAGACAUUUCUCCAAUUGUGUUUGAUAGGAGUGAAAGUUCAGCAUCCGAUUCGUAUGCAGGAUCAGAGAAGAAACAUGAGAAGCUGUCAUCAUCUGUGCGUGCAGUACGUAAAGAUCAAACUAGUAAACUGAAGCAUGUCCUUCGAGAUGCACGAUUUUUCCUCAUAAAGAGCAAUAACCAUGAGAACGUAUCUCUGGCAAAAGCGAAGGGUGUGUGGUCUACAUUGCCAGUAAAUGAGAAGAAGCUCAACACUGCUUUCCGAGAUGCUCGCAGCGUUAUAUUGAUAUUCUCUGUUCGAGAAAGUGGAAAGUUUCAGGGAUUUGCUAGACUUUCAUCAGAAUCUCACCAUGGAGGGUCUCCGAUACAUUGGGUGCUGCCUGCAGGAAUGAAUGCCAAAAUGUUGGGCGGUGUCUUUAAAAUUGACUGGAUUUGCAGGCGUGAGUUGCCAUUUACAAAGACAGGGCAUCUUGUAAACCUAUGGAAUGAAAACAAACCAGUCAAAAUUGGAAGGGAUGGGCAGGAAAUUGAACCUGAGUGUGGCACGCAGCUUUGUCUUCUAUUUCCACCGGAUGAAAGCAUUGACUUGUAUCAAUUCAUUCAUAAAAUGCGGCACAAGCGAAGAGCGCAUUCUCAGCCGCGAUCAAGGGGGCGGCCUUCUCGGCGUGAUCCUGUCCGGGAAGUGGGAAGGCAUCGACCAGAAGAGUUUGAGUCGUAUAACGCCAGAAAGAGACCAAGGAUUGACUACCCACCUGAAUUUUCACAAAGAACAGGGUACAUGAAGGACCCACGGUACCAAGAAGCGGAGAGACGAUUUCCCGGCAUUAGACGCGAUGUGUUUUUAAACGGAUCCUACAAUGAUUAUAUGAGGGAAUUCCAUCACAGCAUUGGUCCACCACCACCUUGGCAAGGAAUGCCACCUUACCCUGGCAUGGAACAGGCUCCUCACCAUCCGUAUUACCAACAUCACCCCCCACCACCUCAAGCACACCCACCGUAUUCCGGACAUCAUCCUGUCCCACAUGAAGCAAGAUAUAGAGACAAGCGAGUGCAUGACUAUGAUAUGAGAGUAGAUGACUUCCUUCGUCGCACUCAGGCAGUUGUCGCCAACCGACGGAGUAGACCGCGGGAGAGGGAGAGAGAGCGGGAACGACCCCGGGACAGCCGGCGGGACAGAGAACGCGAUCGAGGCAGGGAACGCGAUCGAGAGAGGGAAAGGAUGAGAGAGAGAGACAGAGAGAAGGAACGGGGUCGAUAUAGGCGAUAGCUCGCCAGCUGAAGCACUGUCCAUUUUUGUUUACAGUAGCUGAAAGAUGUUUGGAACUGUUCCUUUUUUAUUUUUAUUUUUUUAAGUUAAAUUACAUAUUCAAACUUACUGCGAUCCUUGUAUGUUUAUUGCUUUCAUGCAUGUGGGACUAUAUCAACUGAAUUUUGAACUUAGAAGGACAGAUUUUUGCGGAACGAUAUAUUGGGGGGAUGGUAGUUUUCUGAUGACCUUCAUAUGUGUAUGUCAAUGUCUAAAACAAACUAUUUACCCUCCAUUGAAUUAAAAGCUGUAAGGAAGAAAUCUGCCCUUGGUAUAGACUUUGUUGUAUGUAGUUGCACAUGGAUUAAUGAGGAAAAUAUUGCUGCUAUUAAGUAUGCAACUUAAGUAUAAUGGGCUGAUCGUGGAUCUAAUGUUGUAGCAAGUAACCUUUUUUUUAAAAACUUCAUUUUUGAUUUCAACUUUUUCAGUGUUAAUGAUGAAAGCAAUAUUCAAUGAUAAUUGCAAUCCAGUUUUAACUUUUUUUUAAAUAAAUCCCUUGCUUAAAGCAUUUAAUCAAUGCUAAAGUCCAUUAUUUUUCUCCCAAAAAUAAAAAAAAAGCACGCAGUGGCCUGAUAGAUUUACUGUAAGUUUAUGGUAGAAAUUGUUACAUUACCUUUAACUGCAAAACUUUUGUACAAAAUAAACGAGGAAAACACUUA
Messenger RNA from Leucoraja erinaceus (little skate), 3127 nucleotides. RefSeq names its product YTH N6-methyladenosine RNA binding protein C1 (gene ythdc1). NCBI's taxonomy places the organism in Eukaryota, Metazoa, Chordata, Chondrichthyes, Rajiformes, Rajidae. The coding region runs from base 249 to 2429 and encodes 726 amino acids. Gene Ontology annotation, molecular function: mRNA binding; N6-methyladenosine-containing RNA reader activity. Gene Ontology annotation, cellular component: nucleoplasm. Gene Ontology annotation, biological process: mRNA splicing, via spliceosome; regulation of alternative mRNA splicing, via spliceosome. The transcript has 17 exons. The record is from RefSeq and is a predicted model, not a curated record.